CUGGUCUGGAGCCCAGGCUGGUGAAGCGAUCCCCGAGCUCAUCGAUGUUAAUGCCGACUGUGCUAAUCAGCUUCAUGGCUGCAAAUCACAGCCCCUGAGUGUGGGGGACACCGGGAGACCCCGGGAUUGGUGCUGGACAUGGGGGGUCACCGCCUGCACUGAGCGGAGCUCUGGAGUCAGGAGACAUUUGGGAGUGAGAGAAGUUCCCCGUCUGAGGUGCACGAAAUCUCCGCGCUUGUGACCUAUUCCUCGGCUGCUCCUUAGAAGAUUUUAGGAUGUUGCCAUCAGUGAUUUUAGACUUCCCAACCUGACUGUUCCUGUAAGGCACUGAAGUACCGUCCGAUGUGAACCAUGUUGUGUCCGUGCCGCAACAAGGCCAAGCUGCUGGUUGCUACCUUGUUCCUGCUGUCUGUCGUCACCUGGUUGUAUCUGUCCGUGGGCGACACAGGAUAUGGACUGUCUCCAGGGGCCUCGGAUCCACAGCUUCCCCCUCGGGCACCUUCCAUGCAAGAUCUGGAGAUAAAACUCCAAGAAGCUGAGGAGGAGAACCGGAGGCUGCGGCUUCAGUUAGGAGAACUCCGCAGCGAGGAGCACGAGGGAGACAACAGUAGUCGGUGUUCACAGAGGAGUCUGACUGAGAAAUGUGAGCUCAUUCAUGUGGCCAUUGUUUGUGCCGGACAUAACAGUAGCAGAGAUGUGGUGACUUUGGUGAAGUCCAUUCUAUUUCACAGGAGGAACCCUCUUCAUUUCCAUUUGAUCACAGAUUCUGUUGCCCAACGCAUUUUAGGCAACUUAUUCAAAACUUGGAUGGUCCCGUCCCUGCAGAUCAGCUUCUAUAAUGCCAGUGAUCUCAAGCCGGAAGUUUCAUGGAUCCCAAACAAACAUUACUCUGGAAUUUACGGCCUGAUGAAGCUCACACUGACUAAAGCUUUACCCUCUGACCUGUCAAAGGUCAUAGUCCUGGACACUGACAUAACCUUUGCCACAGACAUAGCCGAGCUUUGGGCAAUAUUUAGGAAGUUCACAGGUGAGCAAGUUCUGGGCCUGGUGGAGAAUCAGAGUGACUGGUACCUGGGGAACCUGUGGAAGAACCAUAAGCCUUGGCCAGCGUUAGGUCGUGGAUUCAAUACAGGGGUCAUCCUACUCCUUCUGGACAAACUGCGUCAGAUCGGCUGGGAGGAGACGUGGCGGCUUACGGCGGAGCGGGAGCUGAUGAAUAUGUUGAGCACUUCCCUUGCUGAUCAGGAUAUAUUUAACGCGGUUAUAAAGAGCUCCCCGUCUCUGGUGUACGAGCUCCCCUGUUACUGGAACGUGCAGCUGUCGGAUCACACGCGCUCUGAGCAGUGUUACAGUGAACUAGCUGAUCUGAAGGUGAUUCACUGGAAUUCCCCUCAUAAACUCCGCGUCAAGAACAAACACGUAGAAUUGUUCCGGACCCUGUAUCUCACAUUUCUAGAAUAUGACGGCAGCCUCCUGCGCAGAGAGCUGAUCGGCUGCCCGAGUGACAAGGAGCAGGAGGAGGCCCUGGAUCAGCUGGACGAAGAAGAUGUUUGCUACGACUUCCGCAGAGAGCGCCUGGCGUCCCACCGGGUUCACCUUUCCUUUCUCCCACACCAAACGCUACCAGAGGAUCCAACCGACGUGACGCUGGUGGCCCAGUUAUCUAUGGACAGGCUGCAGAUGCUGGAGUUGAUCUGCAGACACUGGGAAGGGCCCGUUAGCCUGGCAUUGUACCUGUCGGACGCAGAGGCACAGCAGUUCUUACGUUACGCCCAAGCCUCUGAGGUUCUGCAGUCCCGGACCAACAUUGGCUACCACGUAGUCUAUAAGGAAGGGCAGCUGUACCCGGUGAAUCUUCUACGAAACGUGGCGCUGAGGAAUGCGCAGACGCCGUACGUCUUCUUGUCGGACAUAGACUUCCUGCCCAUGUAUGGACUAUAUGAAAGCCUGAGGAAAUCCAUACAACAGGAAAACAUGGCCAACACUCAGAAAGCUCUCAUAGUACCAGCCUUCGAAACCCUCCGUUAUCGCCUGUCCUUCCCCAAAUCCAAAGCAGAGCUGCUCUCCAUGCUGGAUAUGGGGGCACUCUACACUUUCCGAUACCACGUGUGGGAGAAGGGACACGCACCAACUAACUAUGCCAAGUGGAGAAUAGCAACUACUUCAUACCGCGUUGAUUGGGCGCCAAACUUUGAACCCUACGUGGUUGUCCGAAGAGACUGUCCCGAAUACGACCAGCGAUUCCUGGGCUUUGGCUGGAACAAAGUGUCUCAUAUCAUGGAGCUGGAUGCCAAGGGCUAUGAACUGGUUGUGCUUCCCAACGCAUUCAUUAUCCACAUGCCUCACGCCCCCAGCUUUGACAUCUCCAAGUUCCGUUCUAGUGAAAACUACCGCCUGUGCGUGCAGACGCUUAAAGAAGAGUUUCACCAGGACUUGUCCCGGAGAUACGGCUCUGCCGCUCUAAAGUAUAUCGCGGCUGAGAGGAAUCGGUGACAGGUCGCCCUGGAAGCAUCUCACCUUGUAUUGAACUCCAAGAUGGAGGGCGUCACGUCUCGAGCCCUAUGGGGAGGGUUUAGUUGAGUGUAUUCUUUCACUCUGUGCCUGUAACUAAUAUUGGGCUCCACUGCCUUAUCGAAGAGGUAACCUGCGUUUUCGUAGGGAUCAAUGUGCCUCUUUACAGACAAGCUGAAUCAGCAGAACUUUGACUUUUUUUUUUUUGGAGGCAUCUGAAGACAAUCACCACCGAUGGGAAAUAGAUGCCGAAAAUGUAGUCCUGAUCACUGGAUUCUCUGACCACUGCUCCCACUUGGAUUUUUACAAUACAUAUAUAUAUAUAUUUUAUUUAUUUAUAACUGACAGCCAUUCUGUAGGUAGCGCGGCUGGGACAGGAUUCCUGCCUGAUACUUGAUUACAUUUUUUUUUUGUAAAGAAAAUCCUAUGCCAAUAAAAUUCUGUACAAUUUCUUAAUUUACCCCCAU
Messenger RNA from Hyla sarda, 2978 nucleotides. It is a transcript of the gene LARGE2, whose product is annotated as LARGE xylosyl- and glucuronyltransferase 2. Lineage: Eukaryota; Metazoa; Chordata; Amphibia; Anura; Hylidae. Bases 352 to 2493 code for a protein of 713 amino acids. Gene Ontology annotation, molecular function: xylosyltransferase activity; glucuronosyltransferase activity. The record is from RefSeq and is a predicted model, not a curated record. Gene Ontology annotation, biological process: protein O-linked glycosylation via mannose. The transcript has 16 exons.